AUGCAAUCGAAUUUAAAGAAAUGUGAUGAGUGUGCGAUUUGUCAGAAGAAAUUUCCAUCAGAUGAAAUAGAAGAGCACGUAAGUCAAUGCUUUGAAAAGCAGUCAAAAAAGUUUCAAAGUUCACCGGCUUCAAAUAAACGCUCAAAUACAGACAAAACGUAUGGAAUCUUUAAUUGCACCAAAAAACCUAAAAUUGAAGCCAACGAGUCAACUGGAAGUGAUGAAACUGCUAGAAAAUCAUUAGAUCUGUCAAAUAAAUCAACAAGUUCAACAAAACAAAAAGCAUUAAAAGCUCCAGAAGCACCGUUAGCAGAUAUAAUGCGUCCAACAAACUUUUCUGAUUAUUUUGGACAGGAUAAAGCAAUCGGAGAGAAUUCAAUCAUCAGAAACUUACUAAAGAACAAUACUGUCAAUUCGUGUAUAUUCUACGGCGCUCCAGGAUGUGGAAAAACUACAUUAGCAAAAAUAAUAUUCAAUCAUUGUAAUCAGCACAAAGAAAUGUUUAGAUUUGUAUCAAUGUCUGCAUGCACAACAAACGUGAGUGAAGUUAAGGAAGCAAUUAAGCAGGCAAAGAGCUAUAGAGAAACAUUUAAGAAGCAAACAAUUUUAUUUAUGGACGAGAUUCACAGAUUCAAUAAGUUACAACAAGAUACAUUCUUACCACAUAUUGAGAACGGAACCAUCAUUUUAUUAGGAGCCACAACCGAGAAUCCAUCAUUUUCACUUAAUAAUGCCUUGUUGUCACGCUGUCGAGUCAUUAUUCUUGAUAAAUUAAAAUCUGAAGAUAUUGUAAAAAUUCUCAGACGAGCUUUGUCACAUUUUGAUGCUAUAGAAGUUCCUGAAAAUGUCGAUAAGAAUGUUGAUGAUUUUGUCCAAAACCUUGAUAUCAUUCCGAAGAUCACAAUAACUGAUACAUGCCUCAAAUGGAUUGCAGAUACAUCGGAUGGUGAUGCUAGAAUAGCACUAAAUAGUCUUGAAAUGUGCAUGAAGCAGUCAGGUGCUGAAAAAUCUGAUGACAUCAAAAUGAUAACACUAAAGGAUAUCCGAGACAAUAUUAAAAGAACUCAUUUACUUUACGAUAGAGCUGGUGAUCAACAUUAUGACAUUAUUAGUGCUUUACAUAAAUCCAUAAGAGCAUCUGAUGAUAAUGCAAGUCUUUAUUGGGUCACAAGAAUGAUUGAGGCUGGCGAAGAUCCGAGAUUUAUUUGUAGGCGUUUAAUAAGAGCUGCUUCUGAAGAUAUAGGUCUUGCAGAUCCACAAGCAUUGAUUUUAGCUACUUCAACUAUGCAGGCUGUUGAGAAAAUUGGAAUGCCUGAAUCGGACUGCAUUCUAGCACAACUAGCUGUUUACUUAGCACGCGCACCAAAAAGUACAGAAUCUUAUCAUGCGAUGCUUAAAUGUAAGGAACAGAUUAAAAAUACUGAAGGUCCAAUGCCUGCGGUUCCAAUUCAUCUCAGAAAUGCGCCAACAAAGUUUAUGAAAUCACUUGGAUAUGGAAAUGGCUACAAUACAUUUCAUAAAGACGAAAGUGGACUCAAUUAUUUACCGGAAGAACUAGAAGGCAUAAACUUUUUUGAAUAA
Messenger RNA from Chironomus riparius, 1581 nucleotides. Lineage: Eukaryota; Metazoa; Arthropoda; Insecta; Diptera; Chironomidae. The record is from the annotation of a GenBank genome assembly.